UAUGAGAUAAAAUGAAGUGAAUACUUAUAAAAAGAGAUUAUAUAAUUUUGCUUCAUAUCAAGUUAACAAUCCUUUGUCUUUAUUAAAUAAAAUUUAUGGGAUGUAUACUUUCGAAAGAAAAGAACAAUCUAAUUCAAAAGUCCAUUUUCUCAUUAUGAAAAAUAUCUCAUUAGGCAUCCCAAGAAGUUAAAUUCUGAGAACAUAUGAUAUCAAAGGAUCUGAAUAUGAUAGAGAAGUACUAAGUAAGAAACCUUCUAGUAAUCUUUCAUAAAUGACACUAAAAGAUCUUGAUUUUUUUAAAAUAGAACAAUAGUUAUGGAUUGAUGAAUCAAUUAAUAAAAGUAUUAUUUAUCAUUUAUUUGUAGAACUAAAUUAAUCUCUUAGUAAUGAUUUGAUAUUUUUAGAAAAAUAAAAAUUGAUUGAUUACUCACUUCUUGUAAUGAUUAUUGAUUGGAAUUAAAAAGAAGAAGAAUUAUAAAAGUAUUUAGAUGGUCAAAAACUGAACAUUAUUCCUUCUAUCAAAGAAAAAGGUGUAUUACUUAAUUUCAUUUAGAUAUAUUAUCAUCUUGCCAUAAUUGAUUUCCUACAAUAAUGGAAUGUCAAUAAAUCAUUAGAAAGAAAAACAAAAAAAGAUUAUCACUAUGAAUAUGUAACUUGA
Paramecium pentaurelia is the source of this 658-nucleotide messenger RNA. The record is from the annotation of a GenBank genome assembly. Lineage: Eukaryota; Ciliophora; Oligohymenophorea; Peniculida; Parameciidae.